This is a messenger RNA of Rubroshorea leprosula, 1037 nucleotides long. NCBI's taxonomy places the organism in Eukaryota, Viridiplantae, Streptophyta, Magnoliopsida, Malvales, Dipterocarpaceae. The record is from the annotation of a GenBank genome assembly.
GAUAAAAGGGAAAUUUCACGGACAAACUUCUUCGCUCUCACUCUCUCUUUGUUCCAUUUUUGCAGUGAGUUGACUCAUUCGAUUCCGAUCCAUGGCCGCCGUUGUCCAUCCGCACGACUCGCUUUCCCCCGAACAACAGAGCCCAGAGAAAGAUGCUGUGCCGCCUCCAAAAUCCGAUUCUCCCCAGUCGGAAAAAUCGGAUCUGAAGCCGGGGACUUAUGUAAUCCAGAUCCCCAAAGACCAAGUUCUCCGCGUCCCGCCGCCGGAGAACGAGAAACGCUUCCAGCAACUCUCCAAGCGCAAGCCUGGCCGUAGUAAAUGCCGCCGGUGCUUCUGCUUCUUCUUGGCCACACUAUUCGUUUUCCUACUUGCGGUGGGUAUUGCUGCCGGUGUUUUCUACUUGGUGGUCAGACCCAAAUUGCCAGAGUACUCUGUCGAGAGUCUAGCCAUUGAGGGGUUUAAUCUGACGUCAUCGUCGCCAUUCUCCCCGGAAUUCAACGUCACCGUCCAUGCUAACAACCCAAAUAACAAAAUCGGGAUAUACUACCAGAAAGACAGCUCCGUUAGAGUUUAUUAUGACGACAUCAACAUCUGCAGCGGCUCUCUGCCGGUGUUCUACCAGCCGACAAACAAUGUGACGGUGUUUAACAUGGCGUUAAAGGGGUCUGGGCUGGAGUUGACUAGCACGAUGCAGACGGGGCUUCAGGAGGAAGAAAACAAGGGGGCAGUGCCGUUUAAGUUAAAGUUUAGAGUGCCGGUGAAAAUCAAGGUGGGGGCUGUCAAGACGUGGACGAUCACCGUUAAGGUGAGGUGCGAUAUAUCGGUGGAUAAGUUGACGGCCGCGUCGAAGAUGGUGUCAGAGCAUUGUGAAUACGGCGGCGUGGAUCUUUGGUAGCAAAUGUGGAAGUCUUUGGUAAAUGUUGUAUCAUGAUGAUUAUCGUUAUUUUUUCUGGUCUUGUAACAUAUAUGAUACUAUAAAAUUUUAAUAAGAUUACUAAUUUUUUUUUUUUUAUAGUUAAAAAAUAUUACUUCAUCCG